Aphanomyces astaci is the source of this 3657-nucleotide messenger RNA. RefSeq lists its product as hypothetical. The record is from RefSeq and is a predicted model, not a curated record. Bases 58 to 2802 code for a protein of 914 amino acids. Gene Ontology annotation, cellular component: membrane; cytoplasm. Gene Ontology annotation, biological process: endosomal vesicle fusion; autophagy; vesicle-mediated transport. The transcript has 4 exons. NCBI's taxonomy places the organism in Eukaryota, Oomycota, Saprolegniomycetes, Saprolegniales, Verrucalvaceae.
UCGGGUAACUUUGCCUUCGAACUUCGCAUGGGACGAACGAAGUCCUGAUCGAAGUUCAUGGAUUAUCGAAGUUCGAAGUCGUCAACCAUCUUCGCCGACGGAUCUUGUGUGAUGACCGACGCAGCUGCGUACGAUGUCGUGGACGUCGACGGCGACAAGUCGUACCGAGGGAUCAAGAAGGCAGAGCGCGUGCUAUCGAGUAUUGCGCUCAAUGCAGCGACGCCGACGCUGUACGUUGGAGACUCCUCGUCGAGUCUUCAUGCCUUCACAGUCCACGCCGACAAGGCUGUGCGGUUCCACCAACAGUUGAAGAAAGUCUAUCAUGACAGCGGCACGCAAAUCCUCGACUCGUGGGGCGUGUGUGCAACAAUCAUUGACGGCAAACUCGCCACGUUGCCACUUCCCCUCGACAAGGAUUCCCUGACCGCCACCACCACUUUCUUGGAUGAAACCAAAGGAGUCACCCAGCUCCACGCACACGAACUCAGUCGCGUGUUGUGCUGCUUGGUCAAGCAGAACCUCAUGGUGUACGAUUGGAGCGUACAGGGCAAGCUGCAGCUCCGCUCGUCGCACGACCUCACAACGGACAAGUCGAAUGUCGCAACGUCGGUGCUCUGUCUUGGGGGCAGCAUCGCCGUCGUGCAGUUCAAGAAGAAAGGUUUGGUGCUGCUGGACCUCGACACCGGUGUGCCGCUCAGCGCGAGUCUCCCCAGCGCCGAUGCAUCGCUCUUCGUCUCCCGCGCGACUGGCACCCACAAGAGUUUGGACAACCUCCUCGUCACGACCAAGGACCACGGCAUCAUCUUUGCUUGGGAUUCCGGUCGUCGCUUGAUGGGGGAAGUGGGUCGGCUGGCGUGGCCGCCGUCGUCGGUCCCCAAGGCCGCCCCCGUGGCGCACCACCCGUUCGUGCUCGUGCCCUUCGUGGACCGCGUGGACGUGUUCAAUGCCGCGUCCUUCCACGUCGCCCAGUCCAUCCCCAUCAAGUCCGUCAGUCAGUUCAGCGUCGUCACGACGCUCGCGACAGCCGACCACCACCGCCCGGUGCUGCUCUUGCUCGCGCCGCCAUUUCACCUCACGCUUCUGCGCAUGAAGCCCAUCGCCGAUCAGUUGAAAUACGCCAUGCAUACCCUGCGGUACGCCGACGCUGUGGGGCUCUGCACCCUGUGCCCCGACGAAGGCCACCUCCCACCUGCAGACCUCCACCAGCUGCACCUAAACUACGCGCUGCACCUGUUCCAACAGCAACACUUCGACUUGGCGUUUCGCCAGUUUGUCCUUGGCGCAACCCCCCUCCGUCAUGUCUUGACUCUGUUCCCGGAAGAACUGCUGCCUCGCAGUGUUGCCGCCGUAACCCCCCCAGUGUACCCCCACGUGUCGGUUCUAACAGGCGAAGCUCUCGCGUCGGCACUGGCGGCACUACCGGCCUAUCUCACGGCCAUUCGCAGCGCCUCCUUGACAGAAAGAGACAGUCUCGAGUUAUGUGACACGGUCCUCCUCAAAGCGUACGCCCUCAACAACGCCGACGCCGACCUCACGUCGUUCUGCGCGUCGCCCAAUGCGGCCGAUCUGGGCGAGUCGGAGCUCUUCCUUCGCGUGCACAGCCAGUGGCCCGCGCUCUUGGCGCUGUACAAACUCCAUGCGCUGCACCGCAAGGCGCUGGACGUCCUCGACGAGCUGUACACGGCGGACGCAGUGGCGUACGAGCAGCCGCUGGCCGAGUACCUGACGCAACUGUCGGACGGACCGUUGGUGUUUGAGUACUCGCGCCGGCUACUCACGACACGCCCGGACGUCGGCCUCGCGGUCUUUACUCACCGCCACCAUCACCACCAAGUACCUGAUUUGGACCCAUCGUUGGUCCUCCGCCAUUUAAAGUCCAUUGAUGCCACCGCCCCUUCGACCCGCCCUUCGUCGGACUUGCCGCUCUCGGACGGUCGGUACCUGGCCAUUGCGUACCUGAGCCAACUCAUCUACACCAACGACGUGGAGCUUCCAUUGACGCUGCACGACGAGCUCGUGUACCUCCUCCUGGACGCCAUCGACGCCGCCGCCACUUCCCUCCGAAAGCCGCACCAAAACAAGAAAGACUCUACGUUUCACGUCCGCGUGCAUCUGCAGCGCGACCCGGAGCUCGGUCCUCUGCGUCGGCACCUGCUAACGUUUCUGCAGUCGCCGUUGGCCAUGUACCACCCGGAGCGGCUGCUCAGCCGCGUGCCCGUGGACAUGCUCGAGGAGCGCGCGGUGCUCUUGGCCAACAUGGGGCGCCACGAAGAAGUGCUCCAGCUGUACCUGCAUGACAUCCGCGACGCCGCGCUCGCGGAAACGUACUGCAACGAAUGCUUUGCCCAUCGCAUCACGGACGCGUCGAUUUACACGUUGUUCCUUCAGACGUACUUGCGUCCGCCAGUGGUGGCAGGGCGACCGCCGCCGCUCCGCAGCUUGACCGGUGGCAUCGGCAUGCAUUUCGUCGCCGCAUUCAUGCUUCGUCAUGCGCAGUGCAUUGAUGUCGCGACGGCGCUGGCGCUGCUGCCGCCAUCCGUCGAGGCGUCGGCGGUGGCGGCCUACUUGGAGCGCGUGCUCGAGCUGAAAGUGGAGCAGAAGCGCCACGUUCAAGUCCAAAAGCAACUGCUCAAGAUUGAAAACUUGCACGUCCGCAGUGCGCUCAACGUGGCCAAGCAGGCCAGCGUCGACGUCGACGUCCACUCGACCUGCGACGUGUGCGCGCGGCCAGUGGAGCGAGGACCUGUGCUGUGCCACCCCAACGGAACGUUGCUGCAUUAUGCAUGCCAAACCAGUUUGUAGACGAGCAGCGAUAGAUAGAUAUGGGGUACACAAGAUGAACGAAACUCAAAUUCGGAGCACUGUAUGGGGUUCUGUAGUUAGUUGACGUUUAAAUGGGCCAGGAGUUUGUCUAAUUUGGCUUCGAUACGAUUCAACUGGUCGGCGAAUUCGCCCGAUGACGUGGCGGCAACAGGGAGGGAUUGUCGGAACGAAGACGGCUGCAGCACGGGACUGGUCGAUCCGCCGGCGUUGCUGCUCGUGGUUGUGAUGGAAGUCUCGGUGUUUCCAGCGCGCUUCGCUGCCGCCUCCCGAUUCUUUCGCAUGAUGUCAGCAAAUCCCCCACUGGAAGAAGAAGCGUCGGUGGGACUGGGCUGUUCGCUGGCCCGCAUCGACGGCGUCCGAUGAGUCGACUUCUUUAGUCCUGCGGCCCCUUGCGCGAUGGCUGCAAACAGGGGAUUGCCACCUCCACUGCUGCUGCUACUUGGGUCACUGGACGAAGUCGACGUGGAGGGCUUGACAGCGUCCAGCGGGGAGCUUUCCCGUGUGAUGGUCUUUUUCAACUUUUUGCCUUGGGCAAUCUGCGCCAAGAGCCCACCUCGAUCACCACCACCUCCUCCAGAUGCGGGUGGAGUAGACACCGGCUCGGACGAUGCCGUCUUUGCUGUGGACGAUCUGGUUGAGGAGGUGGUUGCUUUAGGUCGGUUCCACUGGGUGACUUUGGAUUGUGCGUGGUAGUAGUACUCCUAAAGGACAACAGUGACAGUGGAAUGCGCGCAUCAGGGAGGUCUACCUUGCCGUCUGCCGUCUUGUACGCCAUCCAUCCCACGGGCAGUGCGCUGCUCAUGCUGGGCAGCCGUUGAGUGUUCUGAACCACUU